AUGCAACUUACAUUUAUCAUCUUUUUCAUCUACGCUUACAUUCCACUAGUUCAAAAUACUCAACAGCAAAUUGAGCUCGAUGAAAUUUCAAUCAAACCAACAGUCGGAGAGCCAUGGCCUAAACCUCAAUCAAUACAGACAACAUCGGUACGUUUUGCUGUUCAUCCAGCUGCUUUUCAUUUUUUGACAAACGAGACAAGUCAACAAUGUGAUUUACUACGCAAUGCUUUCGAUCGAUAUUAUAAAAUAAUUUUCUUUCCACAAACAUAUAUGUUACAUUUGACUGAUCCACUCUUAGCAGAUAUCAAAAUUCAUCAUUUAAAAGAAGCAUUGAGAAAUGUAUCCGAUCUCGGUGAUGUAACAUUGCUUAAACGAUUAAUUGUCAAUAUUGAACAACCAUGCGAAGAAUGGCCACGUCUGGAAUCGAAUGAAUCAUAUACGCUCGUUGUUAAAGAAGGACAUGCUCUACUCGAUGCUGUAUCUGUAUGGGGUGCUCUGCGAGGUCUAGAAACUUUCAGUCAGCUUAUCUAUCCGGAUAGCGAUCUCCAAUUUGCCAUUAAUGAAACUACUAUUUAUGAUUUUCCUCGUUUUCAACAUCGCGGGUUUUUACUUGAUACCGGGACACAUUUUAUUUCGCAAAAAACGCUUAAAAUAAAUUUGGAAGCAAUGGCACAAAGUAAAAUGAAUGUUUUUCAUUUUCAUAUUGUUGACGAUCAAUCUUUUCCGUAUGAUUCAAUCACCUAUCCUGAACUCAGUGGUAAAGGAGCAUUCGACCGAAAUCAUAUUUAUUCUCAAGCUGAUAUUGGUGAAUUACUCGAAUUUGCUCGACAACGUGGUAUUCGAGUUUUUAUUGAAUUUGAUUCACCAGCUCAUAGUCGAUCAUGGGGUAGAGCAUAUGAUAUAUUGACUCAAUGUUAUAGUGAAAAAAAACCAAAUAAUAAAUUGGGACCGAUGGAUCCUAGUCGAAAUGCAACAUUUGAAUUUCUUAAAAAUUUCUUUCAUGAAGUUGCACAGAUUUUUCCCGAUCGUUAUGUUCAUUUGGGUGCUGACGAAGUUUAUUUUGAUUGCUGGGAAAGUAAUCCAUCCAUAACACAAUUCAUGAGACAAAUGGAAUUCGGAACAAACUAUUCGUUGCUUGAGCAGUACUUUAUGCAAACAUUAAUUAAUAUUGUAAAUGCAACUGGAAAGAAUUAUGUUGUCUGGCAAGAUAUUAUUGAUAAUAAUGUCACGUUGCAAACUGAUACAGUUGUUGAAGUUUGGAAGGAACCCUAUCCUGACGAAAUGGCUCGAGUAACAAAAUUAGGUUAUAAAACCCUCUUAUCAUCAUGCUGGUAUUUGAAUCUUAUUUCAUAUGGUGACGAUUGGCAUAAAUACUACAAAUGUGAUCCAUACAAUUUCACAGGGACCGAAGAACAAAAGAAAUUAGUCAUGGGUGGUGAAGCCUGUAUGUGGGGCGAAUAUGUUGAUUCAACGAACGUCAUAUCAAGCACAUGGCCUCGAGCAGCAGCACCCGCCGAGCGUUUAUGGUCAUCGGUCGAUACAAAUGAUGUAAUAGAAGCAGCUCCUAGACUUGCAGAGCAUCGUUGUCGAUACUUACGACGAGGUAUACCAGCUGCACCAGUCAACGGACCUGGCUACUGCCCAACUGAAUAUUCUGGCUAA
Rotaria socialis is the source of this 1662-nucleotide messenger RNA. Lineage: Eukaryota; Metazoa; Rotifera; Eurotatoria; Philodinida; Philodinidae. The record is from the annotation of a GenBank genome assembly.